Messenger RNA from Zea mays, 836 nucleotides. Its product is annotated as 60S ribosomal protein L23a. The coding region runs from base 142 to 600 and encodes 152 amino acids. Gene Ontology annotation, biological process: translation. NCBI's taxonomy places the organism in Eukaryota, Viridiplantae, Streptophyta, Magnoliopsida, Poales, Poaceae. Gene Ontology annotation, molecular function: structural constituent of ribosome; rRNA binding. The record is from RefSeq and is a predicted model, not a curated record. Gene Ontology annotation, cellular component: ribosome. The transcript has 4 exons.
CAUCCGGCCGAUGAUAUCACGACCCAGCGUGCAUCCUAUGAAACCUCUGCCCCGGGGCUAGGGUUUCCUCCCAGCCGUCAUCGCUUCACGUCCGCUACAGACCGGCGAGGAGACGAAAGGAGGGAGUUUUGAGAAGCUCAAAUGGCUCCUAAAGCCGCUCCUGCCAAGAAGGGUGAUGCCAAGGCCCAGGCCUUGAAGGUGGCCAAGGCUGUGAAGUCUGGGGCAGGCAAGAAGAAGACCAAGAAGAUUCGCACAUCUGUAACAUUUCACCAGCCCAAGACCCUGAAGAAGGCCAGGGACCCGAAGUACCCAAGAAUCAGCACUACUGGAAGAAACAAGCUUGAUCAGUACCAAAUUCUCAAGUACCCCCUCACCACAGAAUCUGCAAUGAAGAAGAUUGAAGAUAACAACACUCUGGUCUUUAUUGUUGACCUCAAGGCAGACAAGAAAAAGAUCAAGGCUGCGGUCAAGAAGAUGUAUGACAUUCAAGCAAAGAAGGUCAACACCCUGAUCAGGCCUGAUGGGAAGAAGAAGGCUUAUGUGAAACUGACACCCGACUACGAUGCCCUUGAUGUGGCCAACAAAAUUGGCAUCAUCUAAGUUAAUAGGCAACUGGAUUCGACAUCUGUGUCCUACUAGUUCUGAGCAUACCAACAGAUUUUUCUAUGUUACUAGUAAUUUUGUUUGUCAUAUUUGGUUUUUUUGCAACUAAGUCUUGUUCGCAGUUGCAGACUACAUAUGCCUGUAUUGAGAUCCUGGUUGCCAAAUUAACCAUCUUGAACUGGCAUUAUUCCACUUUACGUAUAAUGGCUGAAUCUGUUGUGGCGUUGUGCGAA